AAAACGGCAGCACAAUCGCCGUCGUCAAAAUCUGAUUCGCAGGCUUCCAUAUAAAACUCUCCGUCUCUCUCACCCAAUAGGCGAUUUUUUUCCUUCUUUUCUGUUACCCUAACAACCACAACCAAAAAUGUCAGUACAACCUACCUACAGCGGAAGACGCACCGGCGUCCGGGUAGUGGUCGCCGGCGACCGCGGCACCGGCAAGUCCAGCUUGAUCGUUGCACUGGCCACGGAAACCUUCGCCGAUAAUCUACCUCCGGUGCUUCCCCCCACCACCCUCCCCGCCGAUUUGUAUCCCGAUCGUAUUCCCGUCACCGUCAUCGACACCUCAUCCAGCAUGGAGAGUAGUAUGAAGCGCAGCGAAGAACUGAAGCGAGCUGAUGUAGUGAUGCUGACGUACGCCUGUGAUCAGCCAAUGACGCUUAGCCGUAUCUCCAGUUACUGGCUCCCUGAGCUUCGUCGGUUGGAGGUGAAUGUACCAGUAAUUUUGGUUGGAUGCAAGUUAGAUUUGAGGGACGAGCAUGAUCCGAUGAACAUGGAGGCGGUGAUGACACCAAUCAUGCAGCGGUAUAGGGAAAUCGAGACUUGCAUCGAGUGUUCUGCUGCUACUUUUCUGCAGGUUCCGGAUGCAUUCUAUUAUGCUCAGAAGGCAGUUCUUCAUCCAACAUUGCCUUUGUUUGAUCAAGAAACACAGUCUCUGCAACCCCGUUGUGUUAGUGCUUUGAGAAGGAUAUUUACUCUUUGCGAUCAUGACAUGGAUGGUGCCCUCAAUGAUCAAGAGCUGAAUGGAUUCCAGGUUAAGUGUUUUAAUGCUCCACUACAACCUGAAGAGAUUAUAGGAGUUCAAAGGGUUGUACAGGAGAAAUUACCAGAAGGAGUCAACGAGAAUGGUCUUACCCUUGAUGGUUUCCUUUUUCUCCAUGCCCUUUUCAUUGAGAAAGGGCGUCUUGAGACAACUUGGGCUGUCAUGAGAAAAUUUGGAUAUGAAGAUGAUUUAAAACUCAGGGAUGAUUUUCUCACACUUCCUUUCAAGGCGGCUCCGGAUCAGAGUGUGGAGCUAACAACUGAAGCUUUGGAAUUCCUGAGGGGGAUAUUCAGAUUACAUGACACUGAUAAUGAUGGAGCUGUACGACCUACUGAGCUUGAUAUGCUAUUUGCUACUGCUCCAGAAAGUCCUUGGAGUGAGAUUCCUUAUCUGGAUGCUGCAGAGAGAACAGCAUUGGGUGAUUUAACGCUCAAUGGAUUUCUAUCCGAGUGGGCCCUUAUGACACUAAUAGAUCCAAAGAAAAGUAUGGCUAAUUUGAUAUACAUUGGAUACCGCGGUGAUCCUGCUUCUGCCCUCCAUCUUACUAGAAGAAGAAAAGUUGAUCGUAAAAAGCAAAAGACUGAAAGAAAUGUUUUCAAUUGCUUUGUCUUUGGUCCUAAAAAUGCAGGAAAGUCUGCUAUUAUCAAUUCAUUCAUAGAAAGGCCUUUUUCAAAGAGUGGCACUACCACAACUGGUGAGCGUUGGGCAGUGAAUGCUGUUGACGAGAUUGGGGGGAAUAAGAAGACUCUUGUAUUGAGAGAGAUACCAGAAGAUGAAGUUAAAAAACUCUUGUCCAAAAAGAACUCUUUGGCAGCCUGUGAUGUAGCUGUCUUUGUCUAUGACAGUUCAGAUGAACGUUCAUGGAAAAGAUCAAAAGAACUCCUUGCAGAGGUUGCUAGGAAAGGAGAUGAAAGUGAAGACUAUCUUGUACCUUGUCUCCUUAUUGCUGCCAAGGAUGAUCUGGAUCCAUAUCCAAUGGCAGUGCGAGAUUCUCUUGGGAUUAGUCAAGAAUUAGGCAUAGAGGCACCUAUCCGUGUGAGCAUGAAGCAGAGCAAUUUGAAUAAUGUAUUUGGUAGAAUUGUAUAUGCAGCUGAGCACCCUCAUUUGAGCAUUCCUGAAACUGAGACUAGGAAGAACCGCAAGAAGUACCGCCAGCUUUUCAAUCGAUCUCUUACCUUUGUCUCAGUUGGGACUGCUGCUGCUGUAGUUGGACUUGUAGCCUACCGUGCCUAUGCAGCAAGGAAAAGCGCUUCUGCUUAGACCUAAGUUUGAUUUGAUGUGGAGAAGCUGGGCAUUUAUCUAGAAUUUCGUUCGACCGAUCAUCUCAUUAUUCUAGUUUUGGCUAUUUUAGGCUAUGUGCUGGUUUGUAUUGGUAUCCGACUGGUGAGCACCAUCUCCAGUGAAGGAGGGCUCAGUUUUAAAUUUUAACCUUCCAAAUAAUAUAUUUUGUUAAAUCAUCUCUAACAAUCAAGAGUUAAAUUUUUGCCCUUCAAAUAUUUUGUUAUUUAAAUUAUGUUUAUUAAUAUUAAUUAUAAUUGUAUUCA
Molecule: messenger RNA, 2349 nt
Organism: Rosa rugosa (rugosa rose)
Lineage: Eukaryota; Viridiplantae; Streptophyta; Magnoliopsida; Rosales; Rosaceae
Product: mitochondrial Rho GTPase 2
Exons: 15
Coding region: 128-2065 (645 amino acids)
Biological process (GO): mitochondrion organization; small GTPase-mediated signal transduction
Cellular component (GO): mitochondrial outer membrane
Molecular function (GO): GTP binding; calcium ion binding; GTPase activity
Source: RefSeq, a predicted model, not a curated record